Phytophthora nicotianae INRA-310 is the source of this 439-nucleotide messenger RNA. RefSeq lists its product as hypothetical. Gene Ontology annotation, molecular function: dynein intermediate chain binding. The record is from RefSeq and is a predicted model, not a curated record. Bases 26 to 394 code for a protein of 122 amino acids. Gene Ontology annotation, biological process: microtubule-based movement. Lineage: Eukaryota; Oomycota; Peronosporomycetes; Peronosporales; Peronosporaceae. Gene Ontology annotation, cellular component: cytoplasmic dynein complex; cytoplasm. The transcript is spliced from 4 exons.
AGUGCCAAGUAUUGCUCGAGCCAACAUGCCGGCGGCAGCAGAAGGAUCGAGGGGAUUGCAGCUCAAUCCGAAGGCAAAACCCACGACGACCAAAAUGAAGCAAGUGAUUGGGCAAGUAUUGGCGGAGAAAUUGGACAAUGCGACUUACCAGUCAGAGCGAGCGGCGGCGCUGACUAAGGAGAUUGCAGACGCAGUCAAGAUGCGGCUUAAAGAAUGCGACUUUUCUCGGUUCAAGUACGUCGUGCAGGUGGUCAUUGGCGAACAGCGAGGCGAGGGUGUAAGAAUGGGGUGUCGAUGCUUCUGGGAUGCUGAGACAGACUGCUACGCCUCCGAGACGUUCUCCAAUGACAGCUUGUUUUGCGUUACUACUGCCUACAGCGUCUAUCUCUACUAACAAUAGCUCGCGAUCUUUCGAAGACGAUGAUUAACUCAAUAUGGA